UUCUGGAACGGUCGUUGUGGCGCGCUGGGCAGGGGGCUUCACUUGAGGCUUUUGCCACCUUUGGAGCUGGGCAGUUGAGGCAGCUCCUGGGCGCCGAGGAUGUUGCGUAAACUCACGGUCGACCAGAUCAACGACUGGUUCACCAUAGGCAAGACGGUGACCAACGUGGAGCUCCUGGGCUUGCCGCCCGCCUUCCCUGCCGAGGCAACCCGGGAGGAGGUGCAGCGCCCGGAUGCAGCCCCCGGCGAGGUCCCUGCGGUCCAGGCCCAGGUUCCAGGUCCAGUUGCGGCCACAGCACCGGCCAGGCCGGCUUCAGCCUUUGGGAGGUCACUCAGCCAGAGGAGCUCAGAAAUGGAAUACAUUAACAAAUACAGACAACUUGAAGCACAGGAACUUGAUAUGUAUGGCCGGGAUCAACCCCCCAGUGAGCCAGGUCUAAGGUCACCAUUGGCUAAAUUAAGCAAUGUGGCAUGUAUCUCAGAGACAACUUAUAAAUAUCCUGAUUUGCCUAUAAAUCAGUGCAAAGAAGAGGUUAUUUCUUUGAUAGAAAGCAAUUCUGUGGUGAUCAUCCACGGUGCCACGGGUAGCGGUAAGAGCACCCAGCUCCCACAGUACAUCCUGGACCACUACACUCAGCGCUCUGCCUUCUGCAACAUAGUGGUCACGCAGCCUCGGAAGAUAGGGGCCAGCAGCAUUGCUAGGUGGAUCAGUAAGGAGCGCUCCUGGACCCUGGGUGGCUUGGUGGGCUAUCAGGUAGGGCUAGAGAAAAUAGCAACAGAGGACACUAGGUUAAUUUACAUGACCACUGGAGUCCUGCUUCAGAAAAUUGUGAGUGCCAAGAGUUUGAUGGAAUUCACACAUGUCUUCAUUGACGAGGUGCAUGAACGAACAGAGGAGAUGGAUUUCCUGCUGCUGGUCGUCCGUAAGCUCCUGAGGACGAAUUCACGUUUUGUGAAGGUGAUCCUCAUGUCUGCCACCAUCAACUGCAAGGAGUUUGCAGACUACUUUGCUGUCCCCGUCCAGAACAAGAUGAACCCUGCAUAUGUUUUUGAAGUGGAAGGCAAGCCCCACACUAUUGAAGAGUAUUACCUUAAUGAUUUGGGGCACAUUUAUCAUAGUGGGCUUCCCCCCUACCGUUUGGAGGAGCCAGUGAUAACAAAGGAUGUCUAUGAAGUUGCUGUCUCUCUCAUUCAGAUGUUUGAUGACCUGGACAUGAGGGAGAGUGGGAACAAGACCCAGUCGGGGGCCCAGUUCGUGUCGGAGCGGAGCAGCGUGCUGGUGUUUUUGCCAGGUCUGGGUGAGAUAAAUUACAUGCAUGAACUUCUCACAAACAUGAUUCACAAAAGGUUACAGGUCUAUCCACUCCAUUCCAGCGUGACUUUAGAAGAACAGAAUAACGUGUUUUUAAGUCCAGUCCCUGGGUACAGAAAGAUUAUUCUGUCCACCAACAUUGCGGAGAGUUCUGUCACAGUUCCAGAUGUCAAAUAUGUUAUAGAUUUUUGUCUGACCAGGACUCUAGUUUGUGAUGAGGAUACAAACUACCAGAGUCUGCGCCUGAGCUGGGCCUCGAAGACCAGCUGCGACCAGAGAAAAGGCCGUGCUGGACGGGUGUCUAAAGGGUACUGUUACAGGCUGAUCCACAGGGACUUCUGGGACAGCUCAAUUCCAGACCAUGUUGUUCCGGAGAUGUUGCGUUGCCCAUUGGGAAGCACAAUAUUGAAAGUGAAGUUACUUGACAUGGGUGAACCAAGAGCUCUGUUGGCGACUGCCCUGUCUCCACCCAGUCUGAGUGACAUCGAGCGAACCAUUCUUCUACUAAAGGAGGUUGGAGCGCUGGCAGUCAGCGGGCAGAGAGAAGAUGAGAAUCCCCAUGAUGGGGAGCUGACCUUCUUAGGAAGGGUGCUGGCACAGCUCCCUGUCAGUCAGCAGCUGGGUAAACUCAUUGUGCUGGGACACGCGUUUGGGUGCCUGGAUGAGUGUCUUAUUAUAGCGGCAGCUCUUUCUUUGAAGAAUUUUUUCACAAUGCCCUUUCGGCAGCAUCUGGACGGAUAUAGGAACAAAGUGCACUUCUCAGGUAGCAGUAAGAGUGACUGCCUGGCUCUUGUGGAAGCAUUCAAGGCCUGGCAGGCUUGCAGACAUCGAGGAGAGCUACGGCAUCCCAAGGAUGAACUUGACUGGGGACGGCUAAAUUACAUUCAGAUAAAGAGAAUCAGAGAGGUGGCUGAAUUAUAUGAAGAGUUGAAGAAUAGAAUCUCACAGUUCAACAUGUUUGUGGAUCCUCGCCAUCCUGUCUUGGACCAAGAGCAUCCGUACAAGCAACGCUUCAUCCUGCAGGUUGUACUGGCAGGUGCUUUUUAUCCAAACUACUUCACUUUUGGACAGCCAGAUGAGGAGAUGGCAGUGCGGGAACUGGCUGGCAAAGACCCAAAGACAACAGUUGUGCUAAAGCACAUUCCUCCCUAUGGAUUUCUUUACUACAAACAACUGCAGUCUCUCUUUAGACAGUGUGGCCAAGUCAAAUCCAUUGUAUUUGAUGGUGCUAAAGCCUUUGUGGAGUUUUCACGGAAUCCCACGGAGAGAUUUAAGACCCUGCCUGCUGUGAGCCUGGCCGUGAAGAUGUCCCAGUUAAAGGUGCCCCUUGAGCUCAGUGUUCAUGCUGCAGAGGAGAUCGAAGGGAAGGUACAAGGCGGGUCGGUGUCCAAACUCAGGAACACAAGAGUGAACGUGGACUUCCAGAAGCAGACUGUGGAUCCCAUGCAAGUGUCAUUCAACACCUUGGACAGACCCCGGACAGUUGCAGACCUCCUCCUGACAAUUGAUGUCACUGAGGUGGUGGAAGUAGGCCACUUCUGGGGGUACAGGAUUGACGAAAGGAACGCAGAGCUUCUGAAAAACCUGACUGCUGAGAUAAACCGGCUGGAACUGGUCCCUCUGCCUGUCCACCCACAUCCAGACUUGGUCUGCCUGGCACCUUUUACUGACUAUAACAAGGAAAGCUACUUUAGAGCGCAAAUCCUUUAUGUUUCUGGAAAUUCUGCUGAGGUGUUCUUUGUAGACUACGGGAAUAGGUCUCAUGUAGACCUCGAUCUGCUAAGGGAGAUCCCCUGUCAGUUGCUGGAGCUUCCAUUUCAGGCUUUGGAAUUCAAAAUCUGCAAAAUGCGACCGUCAGCGAAGUCUCUCAUCUGUGGAGAGCACUGGAGUGGCGGGGCCAAUGGGCGCUUUGCCUCUCUGGUGAGCGGCUGCCCACUCCUGGUGAAGGUGUUCUCAGUCGUGCACAGUGUCCUGCACGUGGAUGUGUACCAGUACUCGGGUGUCCAGGAUGCCGUCAACAUCAGAGAUGUGCUCAUCAGGGAGGGCCACGCUGAGCUAGCAGAGGAGUCCUACGAGUCAAAACAAAGCUAUGAAGUCCUCAAGGGUUUCUUUGCGAAGUCGGUGGAAAGCAUGCCGGAUGCUUCUGUGUCCUCUGCCAUGAAGGACGACGAGAAGCAUCUCAUCCGGAUUCUUUUGGAGAGCUUUGCUUCCAAUCGGCUGGGUGCUCCAAACUGCAAGGCUGUUCUCCAUGGGCCUUUUAACCCUUAUGAGCUGAAGUGUCACAGCCUCACCAGAGUAUCCAAAUUCAGAUGUGUGUGGAUUGAAAAGGAGAGCAUCAACUCUGUCGUCAUCAGUGACAGCCCUGCCGACCUGCACCAGAGGAUGCUGGUUGCGGCGUCACUCUCUGUUAAUGAGACUGGGUCUACCAUGCUCCUGAGGGAGACCUCCCUGAUGCCCCACAUCUCAGGCCUCCCAGCACUCCUCAGCAUGCUGUUUGCGCCAGUGAUGGAGUUAAGGGUUGGCCGUGAUGGGAAAUGCUAUACUGGGGUUCUUUGUGGCUUGGGAUGGAAUUCAACCACAGAGGCUGCUAUCCUGCCCGAGCAUGACAUCGAGCUGGCCUUUGACGUGCGCUUCACCGUGGAGGACAUCGUUGAGAUUAAUAUUCUCAGGGCUGCUAUCAACAAGCUGGUAUGUGAUGGGCCAAAUGGAUCCAAGUAUCUUGGCCCUGAAAGAAUCUCGCAGUUACAGGAAAAUGCACGCCAGAAACUUCUAGGCUUGUUCUGUCGGUUGAAGCCUCGAGAGAAGAUUACUCCUCAAUGGCAUGAGAAACCCUACGAGUGGAACCAGGUGGAUCCAAAGCUGGUCAUGGAGCAGGCUGACCAGGAAGGUAGCCGAGGGAGGAACACUUCCCUGUACCAACUUCACAGGCCUGUUGUGCUCAGCCCAUGACUGGCUAGUGCCAGCCCAGGCGGCCUGUGGGAGUGGAGGAGGUCUGCUAGAG
Molecule: messenger RNA, 4312 nt
Organism: Phodopus roborovskii (desert hamster)
Lineage: Eukaryota; Metazoa; Chordata; Mammalia; Rodentia; Cricetidae
Gene: Tdrd9
Product: tudor domain containing 9
Exons: 36
Coding region: 100-4260 (1386 amino acids)
Cellular component (GO): intracellular anatomical structure
Molecular function (GO): ATP binding; RNA binding
Source: RefSeq, a predicted model, not a curated record